AUGGCCCCGAGGCCCGCAGCCCCGCCGCCCGCGCCCCCGCCGCCGCCCCCGGCCGCGCCGCCGCCGCCCGGCGCCUCCGCUAAGGGCCCGCCGGCGCGCAAGCUGCUGUUCAUGUGCACCGUGUCCCUGUCCGUCACCUACCUGUGCUACAGCCUCCUGGGCGGCGCGGGCUCCCUGCAGUUCCCGCUGGCGCUGCAGGAGCCGCCGGGCGCCGCCGCCGCGCCCCCGCCGAGCCCGCCGCCGCCCUCCCCGCCGCCCCCCGCCGCGCGCCCCGGCGCCCCCUCGCCGCCGCCCGCGCCGCCGCCGCCGGACAACGCGAGCCGCGGGGAGCCGCCCGCGCCCCCCGCGCCCCCCGCGCCCCCCGGGCCGCCCGCGCCCGGCCCGGACGGCUGGGGGCUGGCGAGCGGCGGCGGCGCCCGGGACGCCCCCGGAGACAUGGCCAGGGCGCGGGGCGCGCCGCCCGAGAGGGACGCGCCGGAGUCCAGCACCGCCGGCGAGGACCUGGCGGGCCGGAGGGCGGCCAACGCCAGCGGCGAGAGGGGCGCCGCCGCGAGCACCCCCGACUACGGGGAGAAGAAGCUGCCGCAGGCGCUCAUCAUCGGGGUCAAGAAAGGGGGGACCCGCGCGCUGCUGGAGGCCAUCCGCGUGCACCCCGACGUGCGGGCGGUGGGCGUCGAGCCGCACUUCUUCGACAGGAACUACGAGAAGGGGCUGGAGUGGUACAGAAAUGUGAUGCCUAAGACUUUGGAUGGACAGAUAACCAUGGAGAAGACACCCAGUUACUUUGUGACCAAUGAGGCCCCCAGGCGCAUCCACUCCAUGGCCAAGGACAUCAAACUGAUCGUAGUGGUGAGGAACCCCGUGACCAGGGCCAUCUCUGAUUACACACAGACUCUGUCAAAGAAACCUGAGAUCCCCACCUUUGAGGUGCUGGCCUUCAAAAACCGGACCCUCGGGCUUAUUGAUGCCUCCUGGAGUGCCAUUCGAAUAGGGAUCUACGCACUGCACCUGGAAAACUGGCUCCAGUACUUCCCUCUCUCUCAGAUCCUCUUUGUCAGUGGCGAGCGACUCAUCGUGGACCCUGCAGGGGAGAUGGCCAAAGUACAGGAUUUUCUAGGCCUGAAGCGUGUGGUGACUGAGAAGCAUUUCUAUUUCAACAAAACCAAGGGGUUCCCUUGCCUCAAGAAACCAGAAGACAGCAGUGCCCCCAGGUGCUUAGGCAAGAGCAAAGGUCGGACUCAUCCUCGCAUCGACCCGGAUGUGAUCCACAGACUGAGGAAGUUCUACAAACCCUUCAAUAUGAUGUUUUACCAAAUGACUGGCCAAGAUUUCCAGUGGGAACAGGAAGAGGGUGACAAAUGAGGCUAGAGAUGUGAAGGAGAGGCCAGGGGAUAGCUAAGGAGGCUCCUUACCUGAGCCCUGAUGCCCCCAGGGUUUGCAGCCUCCGCUUGCUGGAGGGCCAGGUAGAUCUCUCCCUUUGACCAGUCAGGCUUGCUUCCAGGGCUGUGGGCUUCAGCAAAGGAGUGGAUCCCUUGUGGAGGAACCAGGCCUGCCUGUGCAGCAGCAGCUGGUUGACCAGAUGGCCAUUCACAAGCCACUCCUAAUCCCCGUCUUCUGCUAGUUCAUAGAGUCUGAAGACAGGAUAAAUAGCGGUCAGUGUCAGAGACAGCGCCACGAAUGUUUGUUUAAGGGAUACAAAGAAGGGAAAGUCUACUUUCUGGGGGCUCUGGCUUUGCUUUGGAAAGCACACGUUUGAGCCCAGUGUCUGGCACUGGCUCUUGCUAAAUUAGCCUCGGAUUUGGCAUCUUUCCAGAAUGCUCAUUGUGGCUGAGUGCUUCAGGACUCCUAGGGGGGUAGGUCCUCCCUCUAAGGUGUCUCUAGCCUUCUCCGUCAAGGUCUCAUCCCACAAUUCUUUGCCUUCCUCCCUCCUCAUCCUAGGAAGGCAGAGGCAUGCACGUUUCUCAUCCCCCCACAAAAGACAAAACAUUUGCACCCCUGGAAGCCUUUUUCUAAGAGCCCCCUACAGUCUCUGGUGGGUUGGAUCUCUCUCUUCAUGAGUAUCGUGGGUUGUGGAGGAGCUUGACCCCAAAGGGCUGCUCUAAGCAGUGUGGCUGCAGCCCAGUUCAGAGUCCUGAGGUUGGCGAAGAAGAAUGCCCGGCCUGGAAAGAAAGCCAGUCUUCUUGGUGGGAGGUCUCCAUCCCCGAAGACCAUCUCGCUAGGUGGUGCCGUUAUUCUGAGUCAUGCUUUGGGGGUAAUCUUGGCCCCAUCGGGUCCCCAGAGCGACACAGUCCAGAUUUUUGGCAUGUCUUUUGUUCAGAAUAGCCCUUAGCAAUGAAACCAACAAGGAAUGAGUCACCCUUCUCUUUGCCCCAGCAUCUUUUGCUCACAGUCAUCUCAUGCUCCACUUGCUCUCUUCAGAGGUGCACGCCUUGGGACAGUGACAAAAGGACUGACUCCAGUUGUCAGAUCCAGUUUACGGGGUGGGGGAGGGAAGGGCCGUCUGCAGACACCCCCAUCAAGGGCUGCUGAAUAAAGUGUCCCUUCCCAUUAGUUUGAUUGGAUUAAAAUGCAGCAUUUGACAUAAAGCACUUGUUCACAGAUCUCCCAAACCAGGACCUGUUAUAGUAAAAUUGGAAAUAUGUAUGAGUGGGGGGAGUUAAAUCUGUUCAGCUGUUAUUAAACUGUCAUUUCACCCGCUAAAUGAAAACUGUGU
Molecule: messenger RNA, 2713 nt
Organism: Talpa occidentalis (Iberian mole)
Lineage: Eukaryota; Metazoa; Chordata; Mammalia; Eulipotyphla; Talpidae
Gene: HS3ST4
Product: heparan sulfate-glucosamine 3-sulfotransferase 4
Molecular function (GO): [heparan sulfate]-glucosamine 3-sulfotransferase activity
Source: RefSeq, a predicted model, not a curated record